This is a messenger RNA of Psylliodes chrysocephalus, 4792 nucleotides long. NCBI's taxonomy places the organism in Eukaryota, Metazoa, Arthropoda, Insecta, Coleoptera, Chrysomelidae. The record is from the annotation of a GenBank genome assembly.
UAUGUAUGUAACCGUAGUGUAUCGCCUUGAAGCGUGUGCGACACACGCACCUGAACAAUUGACAUUUCGAGUGUUGACAAACAUGCGUUUGGUUGCCGAUCGCGUAUUGACGACCAGAUUUAGUGUCCAGUGAUGUGAUUAGUGACAUGCCGGAAAAAGAGGCGGAUUUCCAAACCGCUAUGUCCGCAGGACUUCCGAUGCAGUUUCCCUCGGCUUUCGCCGCUUUUCACGCGCCUUUGCCCGUGGACCAAAGAACGCACGAGGGACGGUACGUUUGGGACCACAGGAUGCAGCCUCCGACUGGGGCUUUCCAUCCGCCGGCACCGCCAAGUGUUGGUGGAAGUCCUGGAAGCGGUCUACUUCUUGGGAGGGAACUGCAUCCAGCCUAUCGGUUGCCUCCACACAUGGAGUACCUGUAUUCUCUCCAACAUUCCACUAGUAACUCCAUUCACGGUCUGGGAUUGAGUCCAGAGUACUUAAGUGCACGGGGACUGACAGAAGUUCAUCCAGCAUCCACCUUAGGCAGCUCUGAGUUCCCGUUUAGUAUAGAUGGUUCUAGACUAAACAGUCCCCGACCAGGCAGCAUCCGAGCUUCCCGAAAACGUGCGCUUUCCUCCUCCCCUUACUCCGAUUCCUUCGAUAUCAAUUCUAUGAUAAGAUUCUCCCCUAACUCCCUAGCUUCUAUCGUCAAUGGAUCGAGGUCGUCGAGUGCAAGCGGUUCAUAUGGCCACUUGUCAGCUGGGGCAAUCAGCCCCGCUUUGGGGAUGCAUCCUAUGCAUCUGCAACAGCUUCAAGCCCAUCUCAUGCGCAGUUCGGGAUCGUUACUACCCCUACCCCCGGCCGCACCUCCCCCCCAUCCAAUGUACUCGUUAGGACAUCACCCGCUUCAUGUAACUCACAAUAUUAAGACUGAAAUAUUAAACGACAGAAAAAAGUCUGAAACUAGUACAAUAACUCAAUUAGAUGUCGAGUUGACGCCGAGAAAGUCCAAAGUGAAAAAAGAGCCAUCUCCCAAUUCUUGCGGACUAGAAGGACACAGUGAUCCCACCGAUCUCAAAGACGAACCAGGAGACUUUAUAGAAACUAAUUGUCAUUGGAAAGACUGUUCGACGGAAUUCGGGACUCAAGAAGAAUUAGUAAAACACAUCAACAACGACCACAUUCACGCGAAUAAGAAAUCAUUUGUAUGUAGAUGGGAGGGCUGUUCAAGGGCGGAAAAGCCUUUUAAGGCUCAGUAUAUGUUGGUUGUUCAUAUGAGGAGACAUACUGGUGAAAAACCUCACAAAUGCACUUUCGAAGGAUGUGCCAAAGCUUAUUCAAGACUGGAAAAUCUCAAGACUCAUCUUCGAUCUCACACCGGCGAGAAACCGUACACAUGCGAAUAUCCUGGAUGCGCAAAGGCUUUUAGUAAUGCAUCUGACAGAGCGAAACAUCAGAACAGAACACACAGUAACGAGAAACCAUAUGUGUGUAAAGCUCCUGGAUGCACGAAACGGUAUACAGAUCCUAGUUCUCUUCGAAAACACGUUAAAACUGUACACGGAGCAGACUUCUAUGCUAGUAAAAAACACAAAGGUUCCGAACAAGGCCACGAUGAUGGUCCGGCUGGAUUGGACUCAAGUCCCCGAAGCGAAGACAUGCACAGUCACAAAACGACAAGUCUUAGCAGUCCCAGUAUCAAAUCUGAAUCGGAUGUUAAUUCACCUGGACAGCAUCAACAAGGAAGUCCUCUCGGAACUACGCAGCUUGCAGCUCUCAGCGGUUUUAACGAGGACCUUCCGGGAGAUAUUGGAGGAGCCCUCGCGCCAUCAGACGAUAUACCUUGGGCUUACGAUGCAGAAGAUUUGGAAAUCGACGAACUUCCAGUUGUUUUAAGAGCAAUGGUGGGAAUUGGCGGCGAAAGAGGAGGACUAACAGUAGCCGAAAGAGCACCACGAAUUAGAAUGAAGCACCUGACUAAAGGAAAACCAACAACCAUCCCCACCAUGAAUACUCAAAGAAAAAAUAUUGCAGAUUUGAAUAGACGGAUAACUGAUUUAAAAAUGGAAGGUAAUACGGGUUCAGCGCAAACUAAAACGCAACUAACGGAUCUCCAACAACGUCUUCAACCGACCAUAGGCAAUACUCCAGCCCAAAUUCGAAGAGACAGUAACUCCACGGUUAGUUCCUACUAUGGAAGCAUGAGAAGUGCUGACAUGAGCCGCAAGAGCAGCCUUGCAUCGCAGGCGUCAAGUAUGAGGCCUGGAGUAGCUCCUGGUUCUUUCUACGAUCCUAUAUCAGUAGGAAGCUCCAGGCGAUCAAGUCAGUUAUCGACUACUACAACUGGAGGCGCGUGUAUUCCUCCAUCUCCACCUUCUCAUCUCCUAGCAGGCCAAUUGCAGAAAUUACAAAAUUCACCUAACGCAGCUAACAAUAGCAACUUAGUGUUACAGACGCAGAAUAUCUCACUUCAACAAACCGCUAUCCAACAAACGUGGCUGUCAUCAAAUCUCUCCAACAUCCCUUCAACGACAACUAGUACUGAUGCUCGAAGAAUGUCAGAACCGUGUCACACUCAAACUGAUAGGAAAAGUCCACCACCUCGUCCUGCAUCGGUUUCACUAUCGCCUCUCAAAAGCACAGCGAAUUCAUCAGAAUUGCAUCCCAACCAGGCUGUCGUUCUAGACGAAGUAGGCGAAGGGGAAAUGGUAGAAAAUAAAUUGGUCAUACCAGACGAGAUGGUCAGAUAUCUAAAUCAAGUUGCAGAUAAACAAAACGUAAUGAGCUGGUCGGAUACCAAUCAGAAGGGUUUAGACAGUCCAUCUCCAUCGGGUUUUACAUUGCCAUCGCCUCAGAAUAUGUCACCUUCGGGUAUAAGUCAAAUUAUACCUUCACCUAGUAGUUUAAAUCAGAUGAUGCAUUCGCCGUCCAAUAUGAUACCAUCGCCUUCAAACACACACAUAAAUCAAAUGAUGCAUUCCCCUGCAUCUAAUCUUAAUCAAAUGAUGCAUUCACCCGCAUCUAAUCUCAAUCAAAUGAUGCCAUCACCAGCUUCUAGUAAUCUUAAUCAAGUAAUGCCUUCUCCAGCUUCGAAUAUGUCGCACAUGAUGCCAUCACCGUCUUCAAAUUUAAAUUCUCCAGCUACAACCAACAUAAAUCAAAUGAUGCAUUCACCAUCUGCUGCAAACUUAAAUCAAAUGAUGCCUUCGCCUGCUUCCAAUCGAAAUCAAAUGAUGCCUUCCCCUGCAGCAAAUUUGACCCAAAUGAUGCCCUCUCCGUCAGCAAAUACCAUGAAACAAAUGAUGCAUUCGCCUGGAACGCACAACUUGAAUCAAAUGGUGCCUUCUCCAACGGGAAACAGUAUGAAUCAAAUGAUGUCUUCUCAAAUGACAAAUAUGCCGUAUCAAUCACCAAAUUAUAUGAUGCAACAAAAUAAUAUGAACCAGAUGCCUUUGAGAUGUCCAUCUCAAAUGAUGAACAUGAAUUGUUUUAAUAACAGACCAAUGAAUCAUGGAAAUUGUUUUUCCAAUAACGUUCAACAUUGGGAAACUUGUGGAUGUCAAGAUAAUCAUACGUGUCGACAAAUAAACGUACAAAAUAGUUAUAUGGGAAACAAUUCUAAUCAUUAUUGUAACAAUCAUUACAACCAGAACCACUACAAUUGCAAUAAUUUUCAAAGUGGCUACAACUGCAUUCCUAACAUGUCAGAACCGAUGCAAUCACCAGCAAUGGCGACUCCAGCUCCAUCCGAAAUUAUGAACCAGCCGCAAACAAGACCUUGCUCGCAUUAUACUCAAAAUUGUUAUCCUAACACUUCCUACCCGAAUCAGUGCGUUCCAAAUCAACAUAGUUGCCCGAAUUGUAAAAAAAUCGGAUACCAGUGUUGUAAUCAGAUCAACGAGAUACAGUGUAACGAUGUUAGCCAAUCCCAGAUGUCGCCGGGUGUUGCGCCUAAUAAUGGCAGCACCACAAUGCUCGGAAUGAGACAAGACACUUAUCAAAGGACUUUAGAGUAUGUUCAAAACUGUCAGUCUUGGGUAAAUAAUUCGGAUAGUGUUAGUAGUAGUACGCACCCUUUGAAAAUUGGGGAUAAACCUAAUUCUAAUAUGGUGGUUAAUGAUAUGACAUCAUCGCUUAGCUCUCUAUUAGAAGAAAAUAGAUUUUUACAAAUGAUUCAAUAGUUUGUAAAAAUGUGUACAUGUUUCUGCAAAAAUUUUGUAUUCAAGAAUGAAUGUUUCGAGAAAACUAUUUGUAACAACUAUCUACUUAAUUUUUAUAUUGUUUUGUAACAAUUUUUCCUAAUUUUUCACUACGAUAAAUAUCUUUAAAGUUAGAAGUUUUAUUUCCUGAAGUAAAAUUUUUGUAGGACAUCGGUGAUAAGCCUCUUUAAUAAUGUUAAUUGUAGGCUGUACAAAUAUUGUAUGAAAAUGUAUAUUGUGAUAUGUAAAUUAAAUUUUGCAAUAUUGAAUUUAUUUUAAAGGCUUUAAAGUUUUUUGUGAAUAUCUAAAACGUUAAGUGAAAGAAUUUUAUUCUGUCUUAUUUAUAUUCUGUAAAGGGGUCUAUUGUUGAUCUCAAUAUUUUUUCUAAGGCCACAUACUGCCAUAUUUGUACAUCUUAUUAUACGAAUACUGUUUAAAUGUUUGUUGUAAAUAAAUAAUUUUAUGUUAUAUUUUAUAAUUGCAAUGGAGAUAUAUUUAAUAAAGAUUAUGCUUAAUAAUCGUAUUUUUUCUUUCUAAGUAACUAGUUUGGUUGGUGUUUAAAUGAGUCCUUGAAUGACAAGAGGGGGAAGUUUUAGAUUGGGGACCUUUUUUUU